AUGGCUUCCGCGCUUUUCUUCUUGGACCUUAAGGGCAAGACCCUUCUUGCCCGCAACUACAGAGGUGACAUUCCCAUGUCUGCAGUCGAAAAGUUCCCAAUACUCCUAUCCGAAGCCGAAGAAGAGUCAUCCGCCGUUCCCCCUUGUUUCUCAGACGAAGGCAUCAAUUACCUCUACAUUCGGCACUCCAAUCUCUACCUUCUCGCCCUCACCAAACGCAACACUAACGCCGCCGAAAUCCUCCUCUUCCUCCAUAAAAUCGUCGAAGUCUUCACCGAGUACUUCAAAGAACUCGAAGAAGAAUCCAUUCGCGACAAUUUCGUCAUCAUUUACGAACUGCUGGACGAAAUGAUGGAUUUCGGCUACCCGCAGACUACAGAGAGCAAGAUCUUACAGGAAUACAUUACGCAAGAGUCGCAUAAAUUGGAGAUACAAGCGCGGCCGCCGAUAGCGGUCACGAAUGCUGUCAGUUGGCGCAGCGAGGGUAUACGGUAUAGGAAAAAUGAGGUGUUCUUGGAUGUGAUUGAGAGUUUGAAUUUGCUCGUGAGUUCGACGGGCAACGUGCUGCGCUCGGAGAUUUUAGGGGCGGUGAAGUUGAAAUGUUAUUUGAGUGGGAUGCCGGAAUUGAGGCUGGGUUUGAAUGAUAAAGUGAUGUUCGAGUCAACGGGGAGGGCGACGAGGGGGAAGUCCGUGGAGAUGGAGGAUGUGAAGUUUCAUCAGUGUGUGCGGCUGUCGCGAUUCGAGAAUGAUAGGACGAUCAGCUUCAUUCCCCCAGAUGGCGAGUUUGAGCUAAUGAGUUAUCGAUUGAAUACUCAGGUCAAGCCGCUGAUUUGGGUGGAGAGUGACGUGAGGAUUCACUCUGCGUCGAGGAUCGAGUUCACGUUGAAGGCUCGCGCGCAAUUCAAACGACGGUCGACGGCCAACAAUGUAGAGAUCCUUGUCCCCGUCCCGGAAGACGCGGAUUCGCCUCGCUUCCGUACCAACAUUGGUAGCGUGCAUUACGCGCCGGAGAAAUCAGCUAUAAUAUGGAAGAUCAAGCAGUUUGGUGGGGGUAAGGAGUUCCUUAUGCGCGCCGAGCUGGGCCUUCCGUCCGUGAAAGGAGAUGAUGAGCAGGGAGGGGGAAUGAUGGGUGGCUUUGGGGGGAGCAUGGGAGGCGUUGGAGGCGCCGGGGGAGGCAAAUCGAAACGACCGAUCAACGUCAAGUUUGAGAUUCCGUACUUCACGACGAGUGGUAUCCAGGUCCGGUACCUGAAAAUAAUAGAACCGAAGCUUCAAUAUCCGUCCUUGCCCUGGGUGAGGUACAUUACCCAAUCCGGCGACAUCGCAGUGCGGCUACCCGACGUGCAGUAA
Bacidia gigantensis is the source of this 1350-nucleotide messenger RNA. RefSeq names its product AP-1 complex subunit mu-1-Iike (gene APM1). Gene Ontology annotation, molecular function: clathrin-cargo adaptor activity. The coding region runs from base 1 to 1350 and encodes 449 amino acids. Lineage: Eukaryota; Fungi; Ascomycota; Lecanoromycetes; Lecanorales; Ramalinaceae. Gene Ontology annotation, biological process: vesicle-mediated transport; intracellular protein transport. Gene Ontology annotation, cellular component: clathrin adaptor complex; clathrin-coated vesicle. The transcript is spliced from 5 exons. The record is from RefSeq and is a predicted model, not a curated record.